AGCCCUGACUUUGAGCCUGGGGCGCUGGCGCUCACUGAAGGCAGUACCAACAUUGGGUUUGUGCUGGCUUUUGAGGGCAGAGGGCGGAUCCGAAGACCUUGAGCUUGUGGUAUAUUGAAGGAAGCAAAAGGCUUUGUCCCAGGUCGCAAUCUAGCUGCAUCAAGCCAAACAUUUGCCCCCUGAUUGACUCAGAGAUCCGUUCUACAACCUGAACCUAUACUUUAAGUGACAGAUAGAUGAGCUAUUGUCGGGAGCUGAAGUGCCACUGCAAAAAAUAAAAUCUCUGUUGAUCAGCUGAUUGUAAGCGCUCUGCGCUUCUAUUGAGGAACAUAUUUCAGAUCUAAUCUGGACCAGCCGUCUGGAAUUCAACCCACUUCAUACCACCAGUCAUCAAAGCAGGUCAUUUUGCAUGUUUUCAGCUCAGAAAGUCCGGUGAACACUGGAAACUUUAUCAAAGCAGCUGCAGAGUCUGCUGUGAGCACUCACAAACGCGCCAUAAGAACAGCUCAUCACACAAGCAGUGAUGUCAGCCCCCCCAGCCGCCAUGGCCGAAGAUGUUCGGGACAUGGCCCUGCCAAACGCAGAGAUAGAUUGGGAACGCCUCGACAAAACCAAGUUCUUCUUGUGGGGGGCGGGGCUCUUCUCUGGCCUCUCCUGCUGCCUCUACCCCCUGACGGUGGUCAAAACAAGAGUCCAGGUGCAGGACAGAGCGUCAGCCACUGCUUACAAGAGUAUGGCAGACGCGUAUAGGCAGAUCUUCCGGCACGAGGGCAUCCGUGGCUUCUACAAGGGCUUUGGCACCACCAUUCUCGGCAGUCUUCCCGCUCGUAUGGUGUACAUGAGCACGCUCGAGCGGACCAAGAGUUUUGUGGCCAGCGAGACGCGGCGGCUGGGCAUCCCGGAGUCGACUGCCGCCGGAAUAACCAGCGGAGUAGCAGGGCUGACAGCAAGCGUUGUCACACAGACAGUCGUUGUGCCGGUUGAUGUGGUUACACAACGACUGAUGGUUCAACGAGGCCAAGCGGGCGUCGGUGUUGCGGUGGCAAAUCUGGGGGGCGGAGCCAUGAUCCGGCAGAUAGUUGCGCAGGAGGGUUUGCGGGGUUUGUACCGGGGUUUCGGGAUGUCGAUCAUAACCUAUGGGCCGUCAAGUGGAGUUUGGUGGGCGACCUAUGGGGCUAGUCAACGAGCGAUUUGGAGGAAUCUGGGCUACCGGGCGAACUCGGACCGUCCGUCACAAACUCAGAUCGUGGGGGUCCAAAUCGCGUCCGGGCUGUGUGCGGGGGCCGUCGGGGCGCUGGUCACCACACCGCUAGACACGGUCAAGACACGGCUACAAGUUUUGAGAAGCGAGACCGGCGCGCGUCCGACGCUCGCGAGCACGCUGCGGACGCUUGUCGCGGAGGACGGCUUCAAGGGCUUCUACCGGGGGCUUGGGCCGCGGUGGGCCAGCAUGUCGCUCUGGGGCACGUGCAUGGUUACCACCUACGAGUUCCUCAAACGCCUUUCAGCCAAACCGCUCUGAGAUUGGGCGAGAGUAGGCGGAGGGUGCAUUGAAGAGGCCAGGCUAAUACGUUGUUGCGGAGCUGGAAGCGAUGAAAUGCGAGCGCACCUAUGAUUGAAAUUAUGAUGCGGUCAAGCUAGUGACAAGAGAUAUAUAUCAGGCAGAUUCCCGUUCGUUUUCGCUCCCUCAGUACUUUGCGAGACAUUGCAGCAGUUUGGUUGCAAGCGAUUGGUUUUGACCCGGCAUGGUUGCUUGUCGAGUGAUUCUGAAAGUAGACACGAGGAAAAUUUAAUCGAUUCAGGGGCACCACCAUAAGCACGCUAUAUUGAAGUCAAGCUAAGGUCUUUUGAUGGACAUCACAAGUCUCGGAAAUAUAUUUGUAGGCUUGUCCAACAAGUGAAGGUUUCUGACAAGCCGUGUCUAUUCAGACG
Molecule: messenger RNA, 1932 nt
Organism: Klebsormidium nitens
Lineage: Eukaryota; Viridiplantae; Streptophyta; Klebsormidiophyceae; Klebsormidiales; Klebsormidiaceae
Source: the annotation of a GenBank genome assembly